GAAAAAAACACUCUGUGAGGAAAAAAAACUCCUUCAAUGGCGGAAGAAGAGAAGCGAACCACACCGGAACCUACUCUCCCUUCUCCACCGCGAUCUCCAUCAAAGCCCAAUGAUCCGCCGCCGGAGACACCCACUCCUCCUGCUAGAUUCGAUCCUAGUCGAAUGGUUGGGAUCAUCAAAAGGAAAGCUUUGAUUAAGGAUCUAGCUGCAGCUUAUCAGGCCGAGUGUGUUGCUUAUUGCCGAGAACUUCUGGAGCUUCAGAAGAGAAAGGACGAGCCGUUUGUGGACACAAAAGCUUCAGAAGAUCUGAGAAAAGAGACGUUGAGGUCUUCUUCCAAACGACCUAAGAAAAAACGUUAAAAUGAGAAGAGAAAAACCACUUGUGUGAUGAUCCUUAAUUUCUACGAUGGUAUGAUGUUUAUAGAUCAGUUCUCAUAUUUUUUUAUGGUAGUGUAAAAGCUUCGAACUUUAUUUGAUUUUAAGCGUAUUUACACUUGUGCGAAUACCUUUUCUAAAGAUAUCUCUUUACUAAAAGACCAAAUUGGAACCUUUGCAACAUUGGAGA
This is a messenger RNA of Eruca vesicaria subsp. sativa (arugula), 565 nucleotides long. The record is from the annotation of a GenBank genome assembly. NCBI's taxonomy places the organism in Eukaryota, Viridiplantae, Streptophyta, Magnoliopsida, Brassicales, Brassicaceae.